Molecule: messenger RNA, 2714 nt
Organism: Brachypodium distachyon (stiff brome)
Lineage: Eukaryota; Viridiplantae; Streptophyta; Magnoliopsida; Poales; Poaceae
Exons: 9
Coding region: 251-2461 (736 amino acids)
Biological process (GO): GPI anchor biosynthetic process
Cellular component (GO): membrane
Source: RefSeq, a predicted model, not a curated record
AAUGCCAAAUGCCACCCGUGAAACACCCCCGUUUCCCCAGAGCCUGACCCGAGCAACUCGGCUUCAGCUCGCCGUCCGCCCCUUCCUCCCGCCGCCUCUCUCCCCUCCGCCCUCCUCUCAACUCCUCUCCUCCCGCCGCCGGCCCCUCCUUCACUCCCACUGCCGGUCCUCCUCCCCGCCGCAACCACCGGCCUUACCUCACGCCGCCGCCGACCCUCCCUCGAUGCCCCACGUCUAGUCCGCCCCCUGCAUGGAGCGGUGCAGGAUUUGGUGGCCGCGCCAGCAGCUUCAGCCCGGAUUGGAGUCCGGCUCUGCCAGAUACGUUCUGCUCGGAUGGCUCUUCUCCCGCGCGGGCUCUGUCGACAUCGUCGUCGCGGACUUCGUCUCCGAGGGAGAGAUCUUGCGGUCCUUCCCUAGCGUCGACACCUUCCAGACCAUCAUCCUUUCCUCAAACAAAAGGAUGCCAGUGAGGCUACAAGAAUCUGCUGCAUUUACCAUCCUUGGGGAUUGUGUUAUGCAUCUUCCAAGAGAUUUUGAAGUCUGUUGUUGUAAACAAAAAUGUCAACCACUGCACACUCAAGUUUUUCAGAAGCAGCAUUUUGACACAAACCAAGGCAGUUCUGUUGUAUCAAAUGGAUCACUAGGAAGUGAAAAUCUACCCCGAGGUGAAAAUAAUAGAAAUCAGGAAUGUGAUUGUAGUGUAUUAGAUGGUUUUAUGGACACUUGCAAGAAGUCAGUGGUGAAAGGUGGCAAGUGGGUGCACUUCUGCUGCAAGUCUGAAAAGAGCUUUGGAUGCAAUAUGAACCAAAUUCCAGUGCUUCAUCAUUUGUAUCUUGAUAACCAGAAGGUUGAACUUAAUCAUUUGCACGUUAUACUGUAUGAUGUUCCAAUUGCUGGUAGAAGUCAUUUUUCCCUGGGUGAGGAUGCACCUCAUAGGUUAAAGACCCCCUUCAAAGUGCCAAAUUGGAUAAAUAAUCUGCAAAAGAAACCAUCAGUUCUUGAUUUGGAUCCGAUUGUUUUGGCGCUUAAUUGUUCAAAUGCAGCUAAACUGCCAGUUGCUUGGAAAACUGCUGCCAAUAGUUCUGUCGCUCAUGUCUUUUUUGCAACUAUAUUUGAUGCCUUGGUUCAGGUGGUACAACAUUUCACAGGAGUAUUUUUUACUUUUGUAUCGACUAUCGUCUACAUCAUCAUUCAAUUGUUUCAAAAAUGUUUGAGCCAUAUGCCUGAGUAUUUCAUGUUACAAAAGGUUUUCAGACAUUCAUGGAGAAAUAUCCAUAUACGUAGUUGCCAAAUUCUAUACUGGCCAAUUUUCCUCCAAGAUACCUCCCUAAGCUCCUCUGUGAAUGUCGAAUAUGCACACAGAGCUGCGAUCCAGAAGCAUGCAUUGUGGUCAAGUAUUAUCAUCGAUCUUCUGAUGGGUUUCAUCCUUGGAGCAGCACUAUUGUUAAACACAGAGAUUAUUUGUUCUUGGACUUUUGCUCUUCUCCACUACAUGACAGAUGCUGUCUUGAGAUCUGGUUGUGUGUGGCUGAUGGGUGUUCCAGCAGGCUUUAAGCUUAACACAGAGUUAGCGGAGCUUCUAGGCAUGAUUUCUCUGAAUGCAAUCCAGAUUUAUUCUACCCUUUGGUUCAUCAUGGGAGGCGUCCUGAGGCAUAUAGUUCGAGGCCUUGCAUUUUCUGGAAUCCUUUUUGGUUUCACAGUUCCUGUUUCAUUCUUCAUAGACAUUAUCCAGCUUGCGACGUUGCAUGUUACCAUGCUUCAGUGGUUAGUCUCAUUGAUAUACUCAAGGCAGAUUCAGACAGUUACAUCGUUGUGGCGUCUUUUCAGAGGGCGCAAAUGGAAUCCUCUUAGGCAGAGAUUAGAUAGCUAUGACUAUACGGUUGAACAACAUGUGGUUGGUUCACUUUUGUUUACACCAGUCUUGCUUCUUCUACCCACAGCUUCUAUAUUCUAUGUAUUCUUCACUAUGUUGAGCAGCACAAUCAUUUGUUUGUGCAUAGUAUUGGAAAUUGCAAUAUGUAUAAUCCACUGUACUCCAUAUGCUGCAUUAAUUCUAUGGGUGACAAGGAGGCAAAGAUUUCCUGCUGGAUUAUUACUCCUACCUGUGUCGUUGUCAUCUGUAUGCACUGAUGAAGAGGAUGCCCAAUCAGUUGAAUAUUGUUCAGCCAGUGGAUUUGGUGAUAGGCAAACAGACCAUCUCGUCCAUGUACAUCCAGGACCUUUAGUUUCAAGACUUCACUGUAACUAUAACACUAUCGGGCAAGUGAUAGGACCACAUUACCGAAAAGCUUUUGAUGGGAUUGCUCUCUCCUUCUGCAAACAAUUGGCUCAUGGAAUUCUCAGCGGUGCAAGGAUCCCAACAACACUGCACCUGCCGUCUUCUCCGUUCCCCUGGAUGCAUAUUGGCAUUAGACAAUAUUGGAUGCUCUGCCGUGACGCAACCAAGCAGGGAUGGAAUUGAAGUUUUUCGUGUACUGUCAACUUUAUACCGCCCUCGAGAUUUUGCUUCAACUGCCUAACACAGUAACAGAAUGUUGUUGUUCGUAAGAUGUCAUGUUGUUGACUGCUCUGUAGAUGAUCGCUGAAAUACCAUUUGGAGUUUAUAGGAAGUUAGGAACCGAUGUUGCUCAAUUCUGUCUCACCCAACCAACAGAUUUUGCAAUGGACAAGUACUGACAUACUUUAGAGAAGUCUUCACCAGUCCUUUUUUUUAA